Saccostrea echinata is the source of this 3319-nucleotide messenger RNA. RefSeq names its product E3 ubiquitin-protein ligase MIB2-like. Gene Ontology annotation, molecular function: ubiquitin-protein transferase activity; zinc ion binding; NAD+ poly-ADP-ribosyltransferase activity. Lineage: Eukaryota; Metazoa; Mollusca; Bivalvia; Ostreida; Ostreidae. Bases 59 to 3061 code for a protein of 1000 amino acids. The transcript is spliced from 19 exons. Gene Ontology annotation, cellular component: cytoplasm. Gene Ontology annotation, biological process: protein ubiquitination. The record is from RefSeq and is a predicted model, not a curated record.
GGACAUACUACCUAUGGCACUGUGCAUGAAUACCUACCGAAAGAGAAAGUAAGCAAGAAUGACAUCGAUAAAACCCGGGACUAGAGUCGUCAGGGGUCCGGACUGGGCUUCCAAAAAGCAGGAUAAUGGAGAAGGCUUUCUGGGUACCAUAAUAUUUGUCCCUAAAUCUGGAUCCAACGACAGUAAGGUGACCGUGAUUUGGGACUCGGGGCGGGAGCUCCGUUAUAGGGCGGGACAUGAUGGAAAGUACGACCUAAGAGUGUUUGACACAGCUCCCGUUGGCGUCGUUCACGAUCAUAUUGUCUGUGAUGCUUGUAACGACACGCCCGUAAAAGGAAUAAGAUGGAAGUGCACGGACUGUGAAGACUUUGACCUUUGUAACCUUUGUUACAUGAAUGACAAACACGACACGAAACAUGGCUUCGUUCGGAUUGAUACACAGAAUUCCAGUGCCUUGCCAGUGCCUCCCAGAGCCAAUAGUAAAAGUAUACAAGCCUCUGGUCUGUUCCCAAAGGCUGAGGUGAUAAGAGGGCCACACUGGAAAUGGAAAAAUGAUGAUGGGGGCGAGGGGGAAGUGGGCAGAAUACAACAGGUGGUGACGUGGGAUGGAAAGUACCACCGUGGAGGGGUGAAAGUCUUGUGGAGGCACGACUCCUUGCUGAGUGAUUACCGGGUAGGGGGUGAUGGAUGCGUCGACGUGAUCUACACACGGUCAAGGGAAGCUGGGAGUGGAGGAAAAUAUUACCCAGAACACAUUCCCGUAGUUGAUAUAAACAAACCGGGAAUUAUCCUAUUGAAACCUGGAGACAAAGUUCGAGUGAACUUGACUUUGAAAGAUUUUAAACAGUUACAGGAUAAUUCUAUCUAUGGAGGAUGGGAAGACGAAAUGGAACAGUGCAUCGGGGAGCUAGGCACCAUUGUUCAGACUUUGUUUGAAGGGAAGACAUGUCGAGUGCAGUAUGUUGAUGGCAGGGUCUGGAGCAUGAAUAGAGUGGCAUUGACCAGGAUUCACACAUUUUCACGAGGAGAAGCAGUGACAGUCCUUUCUGAUUAUAAUGCUGUCAGGGACUUGCAGGAGGGGCAUGGGGGCUGGAAUGAUGAUAUGAGACCGGCUCUUGGGGCAAAUGGUCGUAUUGAAGCUAUAGAAAAGGAUGGGGAUAUGCAUGUUAGAAUUCGCGAUCAGACGUGGGUUUUCAGUCCAGUUUGCAUUAUGCCACUACAGAACCAAGACGAAGCAAAUCAAAUACCUUCCAUUCCAGCCAAAAAACCGAGUGAUUUGGAUUCAAAGUCUAUAAACAGAGCUAGGAGUAGAAAUGAUAUGGCAGAAUCUCUAGCUAGAAUGUUUGCUGAUUUAAAACGAGAACAGUCUGACCAGACUAUGAGUAUCACUGGUUUUGUACAGGCUGCUUGCGAAAAUGAUCUUCAAACUUUGAGUGAAAUCAUUAAGAAGCACCCAAAUGUGGUGGAUAAAACACAUGAUGGAAGAACUGCUCUGCAGGUUGCAUGUUAUGAAGGUCAUGUGGAUGCUGUAAAGUUCUUACUGAAAAGUCAGGCUGACCCUAACCUUAAGGAUGCUGAAGAUGAUAGCCCACUACAUUACAGUGCUUUUGGAAAUGAAGCCAAAACAAUGGAAGAACUCUUGAAGAAUGGUGCCAGUGUGAAUGUUGUCAACAAGAAAAAACAAACACCUCUGCACGUAUCAGUUGGACAGCAAAGUCAGGAGUGUGUCAAAGUUCUUCUGGAACACAAAGCCAACCCCUCCCUGAAGGACAGUGAUGGGGAUACAGCAAUGCAUGAUGCAAUUUCUCAGAAAGAUGACCAAUCUGCCAUUUUAAAAGACGUUCUAGGAAGUCCAUCGGCCAAUUUCAAAGAAACCAAUGCAAACGAUUUCAAUGUUCUACAAUGGGCUGUUGUGAAUAAUUCCAGAGCGGCUGUUGAUGUUAUUCUGAACAAAAAUACCAAACUUGUUAACGAUAAGAUGAGUGAGGAUUUUACAGCUCUUCAUAUCGCCGCUGUUAAUGGUUAUGUAGAGAUCGCCAGUGACCUCAUUCAGCGAGGUCAUUGUGAUGUGAAUGCCAGAGACAAAGACAAGAGAACACCUUUGAUAAUCAGUGUAGCACAAGGUCAUAAAAGAACAACAGAGGUUCUAAUAGCAGCUUGUUGCGAUGUCAAUGCACAGGACAAAAAUGGCAACACAGCUCUACAUGUAGCCCAGAUGAAGAACUACUUUCCCAUGCUUUUGAAAACAAAGCAAGAAGGCGAAAUAAACGUUGGCACUGAAAUAUUAUGUACCUUACUUGAAGCCAAGGCAGAUAUUUACAUUAAAAACAAGGAGAAGAAAUCCCCACUGGACUUGGCUGAAGAUGAAAGUACCAAACAGUUCAUGAUUAGAUUAGCUAAAAGUGCUAAUACUGCUACACUUGCUACAACAAAGAGAGGCAUUGGAAUUCCUCUGGACUGGGAGAACAUGGGGCACUCAGACGCUUUCAAAAGAGUUCCUCUCUUUCCUGAUGCUGGCGGUAUGGUACAGAAGGAAUAUGAAAUGGUUGCACAGAAGUUUAAAAAAACAUUAGGACAGGUCAAGAUUUUGCAAAUAGACAGAGUCCAAAAUAUGUUAUACUGGGAAUGUUACCAAUUGACGCGUAGACAUCUCGAAAGUAAAUAUGGGGGUAUUGGAUGUUCCAAUGAAUUGGACCUAUUUCACGGUACUUUACCAAACAAAGUAAAUGUCAUCUGCAAGGACAACUUUGACUUCCGUCUGGCAGGUGGUAGAAUUGGGGCUUUGCUAGGACAAGGUGCAUAUUUUGCCAUGGACGCCAAAUAUUCUGAUUUGUAUGCAUCACCAGAUGAGCAGAGAAAUAAGUACAUGUUUCUUGCCAAAGUUCUGUGUGGAAAAUGGUGUCCUGGAGAUCAAAAGUAUAAAAGGCCUCCAUCUGUUGAUCCUAGCAGAGAAGAUUCUGAACUUUAUGACUCCUGUGUAGAUAAUCUGGAUAAUCCCAGAAUCGUCUGUGUAUUUGAUAAGAAUCAAUAUUAUCCACAUUACUUAAUCAAGUACAAAUAAGUUUUAGUGAACGGUUUUAUCACAUACUUAUCUAAAUUUAUUUUAAAAUAAAAGUCUUGUUAUGAAUUAUGACAAUUGUCAUAUUCAUUUAAAUUGAAAAAUUCCCAAUUUUUGUAGAUGGCACAUUCAGUAAAAUCUAGAUACCUUAACAAUUUGCUUCAGUGAUUUAUUGAACUUUGAUGUGCAAACGAUAACCAUUCAAUGCUUUAUUAAUGUUUAAUAUUGAGAUUUCACAUUAAAAGGUAAUUCCUAAAUGUU